AUGGGCUCCUUGCCCGAGGGCAAGUGGAAGUGGCAUGGUGGCGUAGUCGGCCCGGAUGGUGCAGUAUAUGGGAUCCCCUCUCAUGCGCGCAGCGUGCUGAAGAUCGUCCCAAAGACAGGCGAAGUGUCGCUACUCGGGGAUUUUACCUCGAUGCCCUACAAGUGGGGCGGCGGCGCUGCGUCGGACGGCGCUGUGUAUGGCUUUCCAAGCAACCAUGAUGCCGUGUUGAAGAUCAACACUGCUACAGAGGAGGUCUCGCUACUGGACGGGUUUCGCCAACCUGGUAACUCGAAGUGGCAAGGAGGAAUGCGAGCCAAAGACGGUGCGAUCUAUGCUGUGCCCGACCGUGCGAAGGAAGUCCUGCGGCUCUCGCCCGCCGAGGACCGCGCGGAGGUUGUCGGCGGCCCUUUUGAAGGAUGGUUCAAGUGGCAAGGAGCGGUUAUGGCCGAGGACGGCACCAUUUAUGGCCUACCUAACCGGGCGAAAACGGUGCUCCAGAUUCGCCCAGAAUCCGCAUAG
This is a messenger RNA of Symbiodinium sp. CCMP2456, 519 nucleotides long. NCBI's taxonomy places the organism in Eukaryota, Dinophyceae, Suessiales, Symbiodiniaceae. The record is from the annotation of a GenBank genome assembly.